AAAGCCACAUUGGCAGCCUGGAUAGUUUGACGCUCGCGUUGCUGUCAGUAAGAGGAGUCGCACGGUUCGCCUGCCCGCCUGGCGCUGCUGCUGCAUCGCUGCUCAUGAUUUGGAGCUUUUACUAAAAUUGAUGAAUUCCAACUACAUGCUUAUCGCAUGGACCGAGAGUACUGAUCCUGAUGUGAAAGAGAGGAAGAUCCAGAUUAGAGACGAUCUCUUCAAUCCCGGCACCCACACAACUCCUGGCGUAAUCAAUUUCAAGUGUCCCUGGAAAACUUUCAGAAGACUUGAGCCAUGCCCUGCGUUCAGGCUCAGUAUGGAUCAUCACCUCAAGGAGCCAGUCCUGCUUCCCAGAGCUACAGCUACCACACCGCAGGAGAGUACAGCUGCGACUUCCUAACACCCGAGUUUGUAAAGUUUAGCAUGGACUUGACCAACACCGAGAUCACAGCCACCACUUCUCUCCCGAGUUUCAGCACAUUCAUGGACAACUAUAACACCGGUUACGACGUGAAACCGCCCUGUCUGUAUCAGAUGCCCCACUCUGGAGAACAAUCCUCCAUCAAGGUGGAGGACGUCCAGAUGCACAGCUACCAUCAGCAGAGCCACCUGCCGCCUCAGUCAGAGGAAAUGAUCGCUCACACUGGGCCCAUGUACUUCAAGCCCUCAUCACCUCACGCCCCGAGUACACCAAACUUCCAAGUUCAGCCUAAUCACAUGUGGGAGGACCCUGGCUCCCUCCACAGUUUCCACCAGAACUAUGUUGCAGCCACAUCUCACAUGAUGGAGCAGCGCAAAACUCCGGUGUCGAGACUCUCGCUGUUCUCUUUCAAGCAGUCCCCGCCUGGCACGCCUGUCUCCAGCUGCCAAAUGCGCUUUGACGGGCCGCUGCACGUCUCCAUGACGCACGACAACCCGGGUGCGCACCGUGGCCUGGACGGUCAGAGCUUUGCCGUGCCCAGCGCCAUAAGGAAACAGGCCGGUCUGGCUUUCCCCCACUCCCUGCAACUCAGCCACGGGCACCAGCUGGUGGACAGCCAAGUGCCGUCGCCCCCGUCCCGAGGAUCUCCGUCAAACGAGGGUCUGUGUGCGGUGUGUGGAGACAACGCAGCCUGCCAGCAUUAUGGAGUGAGAACCUGCGAGGGCUGCAAAGGAUUUUUCAAGCGCACGGUUCAGAAAAAUGCCAAAUACGUGUGUUUAGCGAAUAAAAACUGUCCUGUUGACAAACGCCGAAGAAAUCGUUGUCAGUUCUGCCGUUUCCAGAAGUGCCUUGUGGUCGGCAUGGUAAGAGAAGUUGUCCGAACGGAUAAUUUGAAAGGACGACGAGGGCGCCUGCCAUCCAAACCCAAAAGUCCUCAGGAGCCCUCCCCACCUUCGCCGCCGGUGAGCCUCAUAAGCGCACUUGUUAGGGCCCAUGUGGACUCCAAUCCCUCCAUGUCUGCGCUGGAUUAUUCAAGAUUCCAGGCAAACCCUGACUACCAAAUGACUGGAGACAACACUCAGCACAUUCAGCAAUUCUAUGAUCUCCUGACGGGCUCCAUGGAGAUCAUCCGGGGCUGGGCAGAGAAGAUUCCGGGCUUCUCUGAUCUGCCGAAGCAAGAUCAAGAUCUCCUCUUUGAAUCCGCCUUCCUGGAGCUCUUCGUCCUGCGGCUGGCAUACAGGUCCAAUCCAGUGGAAGGGAAACUUAUUUUUUGCAAUGGAGUGGUGUUACACAGACUGCAAUGCGUCCGCGGGUUUGGAGAGUGGGUGGAUGCAAUCGUGGAGUUUUCUUCUAACUUACAGAGCUUGAAUAUAGACAUCUCAGCUUUCUCCUGCAUCGCAGCUCUAGCGAUGGUAACAGAACGGCACGGGCUUAAGGAACCUAAGAGAGUUGAGGAUCUUCAAAACAAGAUAGUGAACUGCCUCAAAGAUCAAGUAACGUUUAAUAGCGGUGGCUUGAAUCGUCCCAACUACCUAUCAAAACUCCUGGGGAAGCUCCCCGAACUGCGCACGCUCUGUACCCAAGGUCUGCAGCGUAUCUUUUACCUAAAGCUGGAAGACCUUGUCCCCCCACCAGCAAUAAUUGACAAACUUUUCCUUGACACCCUACCCUUCUGAGUUUUACGCACUAGCCAAACUUCAAAGAACUUCCAAAAAGACUGAGACAAACUUAUCAGAUUACAGUUUCUAAUUUUUUUUUUGUCUUUUUUGCAAGCUCCGUAAGCUAUUAGAACAACUUAUAAGGAUUUAGGCAACAUCAAAAGUAACGGAAGAAACUGAGUUUUAUCGCUGCAGGCCUUUUAUUUUACAUUUUUCUUUUUGUUCUAUUUUUAUUCUGUGCGAAUUAGGUGGAUGUUUUUUUUUUAGCAGAAAUCUCUUUCAAGCCCUUCUUGUUUAUUGAACGUCGGCUCUGCUGAAUCACUAAGUUGUAAUAUAUUCCAUUUAUAUAAACAGUAUAUAUAAAAGUACACGCACACAAACCCUGUAUAUUAUAAUGAUAGAAAAUGGGAUGCAUCCAGCGCAUCGGUUUAUAAUCUCUGUAUAAAGUUUGUUAUAAUGAAAAGCUUUUCUUUUUGGACUCGUGCCUAUAUGUGUUUCUGACAGGAUCCCAAAAAUCCAGAUAAGACAACGCAUGUUCCACUUUCUGAUUUUUCUUUUUUCAUUUAUAGGCACUUGCUGAGGUGAUGUCUAUAUAAUAUAUAUACCGGACACUAUGUAGUCUGCUAGAUUUGAUACAGAUUCGUAGUUAUGGCACUCUUUUUCUGUAUGAUGCAUAUGUGGAAAAAAAUUAUUUCAUCUGUAUAGAAAAUGAGGGACCCAUGGUGUUUGUAAAACUGUCACAGACAUUCCUUGUUUGUAUGUGCUGUAAGUAUUGUUGCUGUUGAAUAUAAACGUUUCUAUAUAUUUAUUAUUUCUAUUGCCAAAAGCUACACUAAGCAUGGUGCAAUUUAAACGAUUCCAACCCAUCCAAGUUCAUGCUGAGCACGUUGUCUAUGUUUUAAUGUCUUAUAAACGUCUAGCUAGUUAUGAUUUAAUAGCUUUGGAAGUGGCAAAAAUAAUUAAUAUUUCAUCUUUAUGAAGAGCUUCAUGAGUGUAUGAUUCAGGCCCACACCUUUGGCAUCACCGUCUCAUUUGUGUAACGCAUUCGGUGCCCAAUUCAAAAACUUUAGAGAUAAAGAAAUAUUUAAUGUUUACAAAUAAAACGUUUAACUUUCAAUCUCUUGCCAAAUAUUUUCUCUGAAAAUUAAUAGACUUCUUUUCCUAAUUACUUUUUUUUUUAACUGGAAUGCGUUUUCGACGCGCUUUUAUUUACAAAACAGAAGCCAUGGCCCUCCAUGCAAUUUUAAAAUAGCCAUUUUUAUUUUUUGUUGUAAAAAUGAAACUUUUUAAUGAGAUAGAUAAUUUUUUUACCCCAUUUUGUCGUUGAGAUGAAUGUAUUCAUAAGCGCGCACAUAAAACAUGCACUUCUGGCCGAAUGCGCCUACAUUUAGCAGCUAUUUCUGCACUCUAAAUUACUUUUUAAUACGACUGUAAUUUAGAGAAUAACCUGCAAGCGUUUUUGUAAUCUUUCCCAAUUCUCCGACUGUUUAAAUCGGCACCAAAGUGACAUUUUUUUAGUCUCCUCCUAUCUGAAAAUGUGUUUUGCCCUUUUAAUCUAUUUAACCAAAGUAAAGGAAAUAGUCGCAACGGCCUAUACAGACGUCAAUUAAAAAACAAUUUUAUUUAUAAAUAAAGAUGAUCCUGGUUACAUUAUUUUGAGAGAUUUUUGUUGGAGAGUAACUCAAAUAAGUUGCGAUCCAUACAAUUUUGCGCAUCAUGUCUGUGAAUUGCUUAUAGGAGAAACUUGUUUGUUUCAAAGUUGCCCCUUUCCGAGAUCAAGACUGAAUAUUUGCACAAACAAAUGCGAGGCGAACCAAUCAGCUUAAAUGUGAAUUUUAAUUGCGCAGCUUGCAUUCGGUGUCAAAGCUCUCAGACUGUCGGUGGAAUUACAAAUUUAAGUGAACAAGUUGAUGCUUCAAAAAGUUUUCUUUAAGAAGAAUAAGCAAAACAAAUCAGGUUUCCCCUAAACUGCAGCCUCUUGCGCCACAGCCUGCGUUUGGAUGAAAACGCGAGUUUGAUGAUUGUAAGCCUGCGGAGUUACCGACCACUUUGCGCAAAGUCCUGCUCUGCACUUCUUUCUUCUCCUCCCUGCGCACCGGUUUAAUGCGCUCCCUUUAAUCUCUGCUUACUGAUAACACACCUACACUUCAAUCAUCUUUUUAAGGCGCGUCACGACUGCAUCUAUCGUUGUAAGCGCAAAGGUAAAAGUCAGCGGAGAUUGCCCAAACAGAAUUGAGGCAGACCGCUGUCACAAAGCCUUUUCUUUAGACUGGCAUAAGAGAGAAGUGACGCCAAGCUCUGAGGCAUGUCUGGGAUUUAUCAACAUUUACCACACGAUCAAAAUGAAGGGAACAGCAUAUUUUGAGAGAUAUUAGCAGCAGGCAAUAAAUUGUCUAAAUGAUUAGAUCGUGACUAGAAAGUGCUAAUUCCAAGGCAAAUUGGGAUUACAUUCAGAACCAGUUUGCUGACAUUUAGCAGAUCUGUUGAAAGGGUGCAGUACAAUGUCACAAGUUUCCUCUGUUGACUCUAAGUACAGUUAGGCUUCAAACAUGGCUCAUCACAAUACGUGUAGCUGUUUUUGUUUCUGAUGAUACUUGGGCACAUCUACAGGCUGGACUUUCACAAAGAACCAAUUCCGCCUCAGAGCCUGUCAGCCGAAAUCUGCAGAUGAAGGCAGAGGAGUGUUUUCUCCAGCUUUAGUCCUCUUCUGGUGUCUGUACAGAGAACAAGAACAAAAGGCAGCCACUCAAAGUGGCCAUUUUCCAAGAACAGAGUCUGUACAGAACAUCUGCUGCUAAGUGCUUGUACAAAGUGAGAAAAGCAUCAGGUUAUAUACCCGAGUUCCAGUCUCAGAAUUCACAAUUACAGCACCAUACUACUUAAUCACACAUGCUCUGUACAAUACAUUGGCACUGGAUCAUGUUGCAUCACAGGUGCACAUUUUUUUGACUCCUUCCAUGAUGCAAUUUGACUGCUCAGAUCUGAAAUGCUGUUAAAAAAUAAAAAGCCACAGGCGUUUAGUCCUUUGCAAAUAUUAAGAUUUUUGGGGUUUUUAAAAACAGCAGAUGAGCUAUAUCAUGUCUUUUGAUAGACUUUAUUUUAUCCUGACAAAAAGUUGUUCAGCUUGGAUGAUCUUAAGCUGCACAGCAGUGGAUGUUUGACCCUCAAACAUGAGAUGAUCUAAUCUCAAGAGCAGCACAGCUGAAGUGAAAAGUCUGGACAGGGUUUGACUUACGCAAGCUUAUUUGCAUUACUGUUCAGUAUUACCAUUUUACACAGAUGGAGUAAACAAAUAGAGAAAAUUUAAAUAAAAAUCUUUGGAGCAAUUAACCCUAGUGGGAAAAAGCAUGUACCAAAACUCGUCACACUUUUGUUUUUGGACUGAAUUUCCUUCAAAUUAAGGUUGUUUAUGUUUUGUUCCUUGCUGUACUCAGCAGCUUGUCCAAGUUUUUCCAAUAAUUCUGUUUCGUUAAAUUUUCGGAGUCCUCAGCAAACCUCAAUUUCAAUUUUACCUCAAUCGCAGUUCAGGCAAAGAAGCACUUUGCCGCGUGAGCACGAAACCAAACAUGUCGAUUACACAACCUAUGAAUCCGUCUGACUUUGUCUCUAAACAAAAUGAAUGAAUCAUGAGUGAGGUGAUGGGCCUUUGCAUACAGCCGUCUAUAGUUACAUGUGACUAUUUGAUUUACCAUAUUGAAAUACUGACGAUUGUUCAAUAAAUAAUGCAAAAAGCUGAUUUCCAAGUGUCGAGGUAGGAAAAGGAAUCCACCGUGCAUAUAGAUGGGAGGUGAGCCGUGCCGGUCCCUCUCAGCCUGUGGCCCAGAGCAGCUUUAUCAUUCAUAGGACUAAACAGAGAAUCAAUUCAGCAGCCAUGUAUGAAGGAUGAAGGGAUGUGACAAGCAGGGAAUGAUGAGAAGCCAGAAAUCAAAGGCUUCAGUCCUUUUCAGUUCUAAUGGCCAUUAGACAGUGGCAAUAAAAUGAGGUUAAUCAUUGGCACAGAUCCUCUCAAAGAAGAUUGACUGAACUUGAUGUCUGGUCAGAUCACUCAUAAAUAUUUACUUCAAGUUAAACAGCUGUGCUUGCUUUGUUAUCGCACAUUGAUCUCUGACAGAUGCCAUCAAAUUAUUGUUUAAAGUGUGGCCGGCAAAAUCUAUUAAUGGAACACUUGUUCUGAGGCUCAAUUAUGCCAACUGCGAGAAAUUAAUAAUGCAAAGAAUCUGACAGAACACAAAAAUUUAAAGAGGGCUACUGUAGGAUUCCAUGGAAAAUGUGGUAAUUAGGAAUUCACUAAGGGUUUUUGCUUAGGACAUGUUGUUAGGUAAGCAAAACGGAUGUGAAAUGUUUCUGUAUGUAAAUGAAACACCACAAUUCAAGGCUAGAGUUUGGGAUUAGGGUAAAAUAGCAUCUAUCAGUAUUGAACACAUGGGCUCAGUCCUUUGACCUUAUUGACAAAAUGAAAUCGGAAAUUUCCUUUAUAGAAGGAGUUAAUGUUUCCUCAGGCAGACAUGUUUCCGAUUCAAUUAGUUUUAAUGAAGUCGGUGUUCAGUGGUUGCUGAAGUAGAAAAAAGAGGCAUAAAUGCCUGAUGGUAAUAGAGGGCAUAUUAAGGAGGAUAGGAUCGGACACAUUGUAUGUGCUUUUAAGUGGGGAAAAAUGCCUCUAUCAGGCUGGUAGGGACCAGUGGCUCAGGAAGCAGUGAAUUGUAAGAGCCUCAAAUGAUGCAUUUGGCCUCUGGGACGAGGCUGGAGGACACAAAGGAGUCAACAGUAAAAGCACACCAUUGAACAACCUGGUUUAAGUGACGCACGGUGGGCAAUGAUGCUCAACUAAAUAUCCUAUUUGCAUAAUUUUAUCAAAACAGCCCAACAAAUACGAUUAUUAAUCUCUUGACUGUGUUUAAUGUGAAUUGGAUACCGAUUAAAGUCUAAAAA
Molecule: messenger RNA, 7008 nt
Organism: Oryzias latipes (Japanese medaka)
Lineage: Eukaryota; Metazoa; Chordata; Actinopteri; Beloniformes; Adrianichthyidae
Gene: nr4a2a
Product: nuclear receptor subfamily 4, group A, member 2a
Biological process (GO): dopaminergic neuron differentiation; cellular response to corticotropin-releasing hormone stimulus; regulation of transcription by RNA polymerase II
Cellular component (GO): nucleus; transcription regulator complex
Molecular function (GO): zinc ion binding; nuclear receptor activity; RNA polymerase II cis-regulatory region sequence-specific DNA binding
Source: RefSeq, a predicted model, not a curated record